AUGGGUUGUUGUGGAAGCAAAGACGAAGACGAUAAUGCAAAGAACGAACGUUCUCGUCUUUUAUCUGGUGAAGGAUCUACUGCGUAUGAUACCUCGCAUGCGAGGAUGAAUUAUCGUUAUGAUGAUGCUGUUGACCACACCAUAGAACAAGAAGCAUUGCAAAAGAUCGUUCAGCAAACGGCAGAUAAUUUUAUUGAUAUAUCAAACACUCAUGCCACUGAACGUUUACAACAACAAGAGGCAAUAGAUCGUGCGAAUGAAUACAAACUUGAUCCAAGUACCCUACAAAAAAUACAAGAAAAGAGUGACACAUUACCGAAAUUGCGUCACAAAAAAUCAACGUCACUGCAAUCUCAACAGGUUGCUGCACAAGGUGGUGCGACGGAUUUACCUCCACAUGUCGUGUUGGGUAGCGGUGGAGUUACACGAGAGGAUCAGGAGUGGCUGACGAAAGCGAUAGAUGAAAUGCAUGAAGCUAUUGAACAUAUAGAAGUUGAAUAUGUCGGUGAUUUAGUAGUUCCUUUGACAUGGGCUAACUCUGCACCAAUUCAUGCUAUUCAUGGAUGA
Funneliformis mosseae is the source of this 567-nucleotide messenger RNA. The record is from the annotation of a GenBank genome assembly. NCBI's taxonomy places the organism in Eukaryota, Fungi, Glomeromycota, Glomeromycetes, Glomerales, Glomeraceae.